Molecule: messenger RNA, 2166 nt
Organism: Schistocerca gregaria
Lineage: Eukaryota; Metazoa; Arthropoda; Insecta; Orthoptera; Acrididae
Product: serine/threonine-protein kinase Nek8-like
Exons: 6
Coding region: 148-987 (279 amino acids)
Biological process (GO): protein phosphorylation
Molecular function (GO): protein kinase activity; ATP binding
Source: RefSeq, a predicted model, not a curated record
AGGUUCGCCAAUAGCCGUAUUGCCGAUUCUCUCUAGUCAGCUACAUUUACAUUGACAGCCACUGUACGGAUCGCUCAAUGUGUGUGUGUGUGUGUGUGUGUGUGCGCGGAUAUGGUAAACAAGCUCAUUACAGCAUAAGCAGUAGGCAUGGAAUGUUAUCGAGAAAUCCGUGUGGUUGGUAGGGGUUCAUUCGGAGCAGUGCAUCUCUGCGAGAGGCGUUCAGAUGGCCAGCAGGUGGUCGUGAAACGUGUAUCCAUCUCGCAGAUGACUGACAGCGAACUGGAGGCGAGCUGCACGGAGGUGCGUGUGCUGUCGAUGGUGCAGCACCCUCUGGUCGUGCGCUACCUGGACAGCGUGGUGCAGGACGAAGCCCUGCACAUAGUCAUGGAGUACCUGCCGGGGGGCACGCUGCGAGACUUCCUGCGAGCGCGCGACGGCCGCCUGCUGCCGCAGCAGGAUGUUGUGACUUGGGCAUCACAGUUGGUGCUGGCACUCUACCACAUUCACUCAUUGAAUGUCCUGCACCGUGACAUCACAUCCAGCAAUAUACUGCUCACUGCAAAUCACAGGUGCCUCAAGAUUGGUGACUUUGGCAUUUCGAAGAUUCUUGCCAGCAAGUCUCGGGCACAGACACUAGUGGGUACACCAUGCUAUCUAUCUCCAGAGCUGUGUGAUGGGCGUGACUAUGGGCGUGAGAGUGAUAUCUGGGCUACUGGUGUAGUCAUCUAUGAGAUGCUUGCACUGCGAAGGCCAUUUGAAGCCCCGACUUUAGCUUCCUUGGUGAUGCAGAUAUUGCGAGCAAGAGUACCACCAGUAUCAGCAACUCAUUAUGACUCUACAGUUCAUGAUCUUAUAACAAUAAUGCUGCAUAGGGAACCUAAAAGUCGGCCAUCAGCUCGGCAGCUGCUAGCACAUCCAGCCCUCAUAGCAGCUGUUCAUGCUGCUCCAGUAACUUGUUUUCACUGCAGUGAAGCUUCUUAUGUCUGACUGUAUUAUGUGUGAAGAAAUGCGUGUGAGUGUACCAUCAUGUGGUUUGGAACUGACGGAGGAGGAGAAGGAGGAGGAGGAAUAUUACACAAUGAAUCUACCAAGCAGUACAUUAUUAAUCACCUACAUAUCACUUAAUCACAUAUGUACACAAUAAUACAGUUAAGUCUAUUUAGCCAUUUAUUUAUAGAGUAACAGGGCUCACAGAAUGUGAAACAAAAUAUUUAAAGCUUUUACUAAAUUUUGAAAGAUGCCUCGGAUAAAAAAUUCGUUCAUACCUUUGCAUUCAUUUUAAUUAAUGACACAGUUUUUGAUAUUCUUACAUAAUUUAUUUUUGACUGCAUAUUAUUUCUACUCUUUUUGCCUGUGAAUUUAGAUUUCUAAUUAUUUCCAGUCCAGUUUCUUGUGCCAUGAAGUAUUGUCCUUUUUGUGGGAUCUUCAUUUUAUUUAGUGUUUUUGUUUCUAAACACAUACAUGGAGACAGAGUUAGCAUAUCUUGCUUCUCAAGUAUGAAUUCAAAUGAAUUAAGUUUCACAAUACCUACUAUAAACUAUGAUGCAGAAAUCAUUUGUCAUCUUGGAUUAAAUAUUGUGAAUGUAACACAUCCCACAGAAAAGGGGACGGAGCUGAUGGACCUUAUACUACAUGGCUGCAGAAAAUUCAAAAAUACUAAAUUGUGUAUUAUUGACAUGAUACAAUGACAGGAAAUUGAGUGGAGAUUCAUACUGGCUGUAAACUUUGACCUUAAAAACAGUGCAAGAAUGUAAACUAGACAUGCACUGUUAUAGAGGUGGGCUUAAAACACUGUACUUGGUGAUAUUAGUACAAAGUGUAAUACUGGUACGUUUACUUUUAAAAGGCUACCCUUACCUAAGUGGGUGUAUAAUAUCUUCAGCUUUCAUAAUAACUAUACAGAGCAGGCAGCUAUGAAAUGUCCAAAGGUGGCAAGGAACUGAGUUACUUAUUUUAUUUCUUUAUUUAUUGCAUACUUAGCCUGACUAAAUUAUGUCCUUGGUGCCCUCUCUUACAUCUUACAUCUGACCAGGAACAACACAUACCAAAGAUAUGAUAAAAGCGCAUUCACGAUGGUGGUGGUGGUGGUGGUGGUAUGUGCUUUAAGAAUGGCAUAAAUGUGAAGCAAUAUUUACUGUAGCGGCACCACUGUUUAGGAUAGGGAAA